Messenger RNA from Effrenium voratum, 1668 nucleotides. Lineage: Eukaryota; Dinophyceae; Suessiales; Symbiodiniaceae. The record is from the annotation of a GenBank genome assembly.
AUGGACUCAAGCGGCACCUUACCGGAUCUUGUAACGUUGGCACCUGCACCUGCCUUCGCCGACCUCCAGGGCCUCUCUACAGAUUUGAUCCACCUAUGGCAGGUGGUCGGGGCCACAACUGAUGAGCAGCAGGCGGCUGCGGAGGCAGUGGUGGCCGCAGCCUGCCAGGCUGCCGCAGCAUCCCUGGAAGCGUGGAAGGCCCGCCGCGAGUCUUUGCAGAAGGAAUGCCAGGAGUUGGAAGAGUCUAUCAAGCAGCAAGUGCCGAAGCUCGUCGAGGGGCACUUCUUGCAGGACUUGGCAAAAGCCUUGGGGUGUCCGCUCCAGCAGCAGGCUGCUGCUCUACGGCAGCUUUCGCAAGAGGUGUGCCAAGCCGUGGCAGUGCAAGAGCGUUUGAAGCAAGGGCUGGCAGCAGCUUGCGCCGCAUUGGGGAUGGAUCUGGACGUGGAGGGCUUGAGCCCCGAGCAGCUGGCUGCAGAGGUCCGGCGACGAGAGCAGCAGCUGCGAGAGGAGUACCUGGCAGCGCUGCGGGCUUUGGGAUUGAACCCAGAGGACUUCCCGGAGGGCGACCUGGGCGCCAUGGCCCAGCGGCUCAUCGAGCUGCAGGCGCAGCUCCGCCAGUUGCGGCAGCAGGCGCUGGCCCACGCCCAAGGCGCCCGAGCGAUUUGGAGCGAGCUGAAGCGGAGCCCGGAGCUCCCGCGGGAUGCGGAGGCCCAAGACCUGGCGGAUGGCCCGCCGGCGGCGGUCACGGCGGCUGUGGCGUCCAAAGUGCUGGCGAGUCUGCGCGCGUGGGAAGCGCAGCGGGAGGUGGCCGCUGAAGAGGCGGAAAGACUUCACGGGCUCAUUCGGGGUCACUGGGCCCAGCCAGAGGCCUUCCUGGAACAACACGGUGGAAUACACGAAGCAGACCUGAAGGCCUGCUCCCAGAAGCUGCAGCAGCUGCGGGAGGAGUGCCGGCGCGCGGAGGCGCCUCUGCGCCGGGGCUUGCAGCAGCUCUACCACAAGACGGGCUGUGACCUGGAGCUUUUGGAGUCGUGCUACCAGGAGGUGGAGCAAGCCACCGGCGCCAAGCAACGCCUCAAGCUGCUAGAGAAGGAAACGCAGCGGAUGGAGGAGUACCUGGAGUCCCUUCGGGUCAUCCUUGGGCAGCGCGAGGAACUGAAGGCUUUGGUGGUUGCUGGGGAAUGCUUCGAAAGGGCAGCGCAAGCAGGUGCAGGACGUUGGGUGGGUUCCAGCAAACACUUCCUGGAGGAGGAGAAGUUUCGCAAACGCUUUAUCCGCCAGUACCCCGACCUUCGCGACAAGCUGAUUCUUUCUAUCGAGCAGUGGGAGGGCACUCAUCAGAAGCCCUUCAAGCACCAGGGCAUUGCUUUGGGAGAUCGUCUUCGGGAUCUGCGGGAUCAUGGGGUCGCGCUGGCCAGCGCCAAAGGGGAUCUCUCCAUCAUGGCGGUCUUGUUGGAAGCACUCGCCAUGCAUAAGGAGAAGGUUCCAAAAUCUGCAGCAAAAGGUGAUCGAGCAGGCAAAUUGCCUCAUUUGCCCUCACCACCCUCCAAGGGUGGCAUGGGCCGAUCCAGUUCAGACGCCACUAUGCCGAAAAGGUCUUCAUCCCCAACACGAAAGCUGAAGAAGCAGCAGUCUGCAGCGAGCCUGACUCGCUUGCCGCCGAUUUGA